This is a messenger RNA of Cryptococcus deneoformans JEC21, 3548 nucleotides long. Its product is annotated as expressed protein. The coding region runs from base 690 to 3188 and encodes 832 amino acids. NCBI's taxonomy places the organism in Eukaryota, Fungi, Basidiomycota, Tremellomycetes, Tremellales, Cryptococcaceae. The record is from RefSeq and is a predicted model, not a curated record. Gene Ontology annotation, molecular function: protein binding. The transcript has 8 exons.
AAAAGUCCAUUUGCACUACAGUACAGUACAUCGGUCUCAACUCUGGUAGACUAGUCGUCUUUUCCGAAGAAAUUACAUACAAACGAAUAUUUCACAGUACAUGAGGCACCUCCCUCCGCAGUAAUUUUUUUUGCCUUUCGCACCUUCGUCAGACUUGCGACUUGCCGUGCCCGCAAGGCCAGCAGAUGCGUUGUAUAGUGAAUCACUGGCCACUCACGCUCCCGUGGCAUUACCAACGUUACACAUCAGAGGGGUGACUUUGAAAAGCCAUUGAGUCGACUCAUUCCACCACAGCCUACUUGCAACCGUGUGUGCGUAGCAUAUUACCUUGUGGCGGCUCCUGUCAGUCAUCAAUGCUUGUACAAAGCCACAUUUUGCAGUAUUCGCGCACGACACUAUUCUAAAUACGACCUGAUACCUCUCUAAACUCAACUCAAACUGCUUACACAUACAUCACAGCAUUCUUGUGAUCAUUCCCCAGAAGCCCGAAGCCUGGGCAGGCUGAUAGACAGGUAGAGGACAUCAAGUCUUGAAUACAGAUCGUGGCUUUUAAUUUUAUACGUCGACAUACCUUCAGCUUUCUUUUUUGCAACCUGGAUUUGAACAGAAGCUAGGAACGAAUAGCUGUACUCUCUCUGUCGACCAAAAGCUCCGCAGACGAUCAAUCUUGCUGUACAGAAAAAGAGGCCAUGACCGAACGCAGUGAAAUCCUAUCUGGCAACGCUGUUGAGAAGUCAGCGACCGGAUCUACAAAAGCAUGGAUUCGAGACUUGUUGGAGUUGUAUGAGCAUGCUGAGGGGCUAUAUCCAGAUAUAAGGUGGAGGGUACCAAGAGAACGGUCCGCGGUUUGGGGACAUAAAGCCCUUAUUUACGCGCGAGCUUCUAAAGCAUUCAGAGAUGCUUUUUUGCCCCUCCAAUCGUCGGGUCCCAUAGCUGGUGAUCCUUCGCCAUUACUUUCUUGUAUUCGCCACCCAGCCUUUCCUUUCCACAGACCAUUGCAAUUGCUGCCAGGGUCUCUCGACAACUCCAUUGAUUUGCCACUAUGCAACGACGACUUCAUCUUCGACAUGGUAAUCCAUGAAUCUGCGGAACUGUUACGAACCCAUCUGAAGAUGAUGUAUACCUCGGAAGGGGCAGAAGGUUUAUCAAAUUGGGUGAAGGGGCAGGCACAGAUUGGCGCGUGGCAAUCAGAGCCAUGGUUGUAUCCAGAUGGCUCUGGAACUGUGUCUGAAAGGCGGGCCAAGCUGAGUCAAGAUCUAACAUAUAUGUGGAGAAGCAAGCUUUUUGCGGACGUGCGAAUACACCUUCCGAGCAAUACUACCAGUGGAACUAGCUUGGAAGACCUGAAUGCGACUGCGGAUCUGUCCAAGCAGACCAUGAUAUUUUCCUCUCACAAAUUCAUCCUCGCCUGCAGAUCAAGGUAUUUCUCUUCGUUUUUCAAGCAACAUCCACAUCCUCAGACGUCUGUCGUCGACAUUUUCUUUUCCUCGCCUCCAUUCACGCCUGCAGCCUUGCACUUCUGCCUUGGGUAUAUAUAUGCCGGCACUCUCUGUUUCUCCAAUCGCACAUUUGGUCUGUUGACUGCGCUACAGAUUCAUAGUUGUGCGAGGUAUUUGCAACUUGAGGAGCUCGUCAUCGAGAUUGAAUUUCGUAUCAUCCAUGAUCUUUGCCAUGGUUUAGAUUGGGACCAUUGCCACUGCAAAAAAUGUGUUAACAGGGCUAUCAAGCUUUGGUGCUGGCUUGCUGAAGAGCAGAGCCGGCCACAAGUCUUAUGGUCGCUGGCGACAAACUUCAUUCAACGAGGUUGGACGGGCUGCUGGGGCCGAGAUGUAGCGACAAGCAAUACUGAAGAGGUCGGAAAAUUGACGCACAAUGUAAUUGAAGGAAUCCAACCAUCGAAUGUGAUCUAUACCUUCUAUUCAUUGCACCAUAUGCGUAUGAAACUGGAGACUGAAAAGCGAACAACAUCUGAGAAAGCUCAGUCCUCAGGCUGGUUGAAUCGUCUGCAGCAAAUGGUAGACGCGGUACAAAGACAGGCUUGUGAAAUUAUUAUUUCAAGUCUAGAAGACGUAGCCGCAAGCGACGGAAUGAGGACGUUAAUGCAGGACCAAGAUCCCGUAUCGUUGGACAUCUUGCGCAUCAUAUUGCAAAAGGCUGCUGAGCGAACGAAUUCUGGGAAAACAUAUAUCGAGACAAAUCGAGCUCUAUCACUGAUCGCAUCCUUUCCAAGCGAAAUCGAUCCAAGCAUGCGAGGCCUCUCUCCUACAUCUUACAAACUGUUGGCUAUAGCCGAGACCUUAAAAGGAAUAACUUUUCAAGGUGCCAAUAAUUGUGUUAAACCCCCCGGUGGCAGGUUAUUGGAAGAUAAAAUUUCUAGUGCUUCAUUGCCACUCGAAUCGUUUUUAAACAAUUCCUUUUCUGGUCUCAAAGCCGAUAACCAUCAGGAAGGCAUGUCGGAUAAAAAUCAGCUUUGCAACUCUGGGACAUCCGCCUAUGCAAGCGCAUUAUUCGAUGCUGAAAAGGAAGUUAAGGAGAUCCCUUACGAACUGCCCUCCUCGGCAACACAACUCGAUUUUGCGCGCUGCGGAAAAGCGUAUGCAAGAUCAUCAGAACCAUCUCGCUCGUCUUGGAGAGCUCAUCUGGAUCAUCAGCCCCUUCUACAGAAAACGAUCAUUCAGCCUUGCUCUUCACUGAACACUGAGGAAAAUCAAACAGACAAGUAUCGAAAGACUUCAAACAUGACCGAGACGUCAUGUUCAAAACUUGGGAUCGAGCUUUUCGUGGGUGUUCCCUGUGUUAUUUUUUCUCAGGAGAAAAAGGUGAGAUUCAGGGCGUCGGUGAGAUACAUUGGAUAUAUCCAAGGGCUACAUGGGACAUGGGUUGGAGUCGAAGUAGACAAUUUGGACCGCUUUGGGAUUGACACUCUUCCCAAUGCUGUUGUGAGCGGCGUACAAUAUUUUAUGGCCUCGGCGCCCAGCAACCUAGCACUGAACGGGAUGAAUAGCGGCGACCAUAAUAAUCCGAAAACUUGCCAUCAAUGUGGCAAGACAGGAGGAAAUCGCUGUAGCGUCUGCAAAUAUACGGCGCGUAAGAAUUCACGAAGUUCCGAGAGGGGUAUCCCGGGCUUACGUCGUGCUUUAUUUGUGAGGCCAAGUGAGGUUGUGUUGGUGUUGGGAACAGACACCUAAUAGCGCUGCCCUCAACUUCUGACGUAAAACAUACGGAGGUUUGGUUAACAACGUUCCAGUUUCUGAUUGUUAGCGCUCUAGUCAUCGAUAGCGGGGCACUGCGCCUCGCAAGCUGGCUCCUGGAUCUUUGCUGUAUGUACGGUCUGGUCCACGCAGACGCGUCAUAUGUUCGAGCAUGUACUUUACAGUGUUUGACGCCCAUUUUCCAAUAGAAAUGGAAUUUUUUCUGCAAAAAUUCUGAAAAUUUGUCCCAGAGACUUGAGAAAACGCCAAAAAUGAGGUCUUUGACCCGGACGACACUGUCACAAUCAUCAUGAUAAUCCGCACUUGCGCUGUCGAAGCUCUUCUUUUGCGAAUCAC